AUGCUCACGGAAUACACGAAGCGCACGAUCAUCAUCCUCUUCGGCCCGCCGGGCGCCGGCAAGGGCACGCAGGCGCCCCGCAUCGUCGAGCAGCUCGGCACGCCGCAGCUGAGCACGGGCGACAUGCUGCGCGCCGCCGUCGCCGCGGGCACGGACGUCGGCAAGGAGGCCGACGGCGUCAUGAAGAGCGGCGGCCUGGUGAGCGACGAUUUGGUCGUCGCGAUCAUCAAGGACCGCAUCGACCAGCCGGACUGCCACCGGGGCUUCCUGCUCGACGGCUUCCCGCGCACGGUGGGCCAGGCGGAGAAGCUCGACGCGCUGCUCGCGGCCAAGGGCGAGUCCGUGACCAUGGUGCUGCGCCUCGAGGUCCCGGACGCGGACCUCGAGGAGCGCAUCUGCGGCCGCUGGAUCCACAAGGCGUCGGGCCGGUCCUACCACGCCAAGUUCAAGCCGCCCAAGUCCCUCGCGGAGGGCGCCGAGCCCUCGGCCGAGACCAUGCUCGACGACGAGUCCGGCGAGCCGCUGAGCCAGCGCGCCGACGACACGAAGGAGGCGCUCCAGAGCCGCCUCAAGGGCUACCACGAGAUGACGACGCCCCUCCUCGAGCACUACAAGCCCGUCGUCAAGCUCGUCGACGCGGCCAAGAAGCCCGCGGAGAUCUUCCCCCAGGUCGACACGCUCAUCGCGAACUACCUCCGCUUCUGA
Aureococcus anophagefferens is the source of this 705-nucleotide messenger RNA. RefSeq lists its product as hypothetical. NCBI's taxonomy places the organism in Eukaryota, Pelagophyceae, Pelagomonadales, Pelagomonadaceae. Gene Ontology annotation, cellular component: mitochondrion; cytoplasm. Gene Ontology annotation, molecular function: AMP kinase activity; ATP binding. The record is from RefSeq and is a predicted model, not a curated record. Bases 1 to 705 code for a protein of 234 amino acids. Gene Ontology annotation, biological process: nucleobase-containing compound metabolic process. The transcript has a single exon.